This is a messenger RNA of Fusarium coffeatum, 885 nucleotides long. RefSeq lists its product as uncharacterized. Lineage: Eukaryota; Fungi; Ascomycota; Sordariomycetes; Hypocreales; Nectriaceae. The coding region runs from base 1 to 885 and encodes 294 amino acids. Gene Ontology annotation, cellular component: cytoplasm. Gene Ontology annotation, molecular function: nicotinate-nucleotide diphosphorylase (carboxylating) activity. The transcript has 2 exons. Gene Ontology annotation, biological process: quinolinate catabolic process; NAD+ biosynthetic process. The record is from RefSeq and is a predicted model, not a curated record.
AUGUCACAACCUCAAGGAAACCUCGCAAACCUCCUCCCUCCUUCGUGGAAAACUUCGGUGACAGCUUGGCUCGCCGAAGACACGCCAUCCUUCGACUAUGCCGGCUUCGUUGUCGGCGAUGGUCCCCGUGUCGCUACCCUCUGGGGCAAAUCAAGCGGUGUCAUCGCCGGCCGACCCUUCUUCGACGAGGUCUUUGCGCAGUGCGGCUGCACGGUUGAAUGGCACGCUGAAGAGGGAACUGCUGUCGAUCUGAGCAAUGGCAAGCACCGAGUCGCAACCGUCAAGGGUCCUGUGCGCGGAAUACUUCUCGGAGAGAGAGUUGCGUUGAAUACCCUUGCGCGAUGCUCGGGCGUUGCGACUAAGAGUUCGCGACUCGUAUCGAUUGCACACGAUGCUGGAUACACAGGCGUGAUCGCAGGAACACGAAAGACGACACCGGGUUUCCGUCUUGUCGAGAAGUAUGGCAUGUUGGUUGGUGGCGCGGACGCUCACAGAAUGGAUCUCAGCGCCAUGAUCAUGCUCAAGGAUAACCACGUCUGGAGUCGGGGUAGUAUCACCGAUGCCGUCAAGGCUGCCAAAUCAGUUGGUGGAUUCAGCAUGAAGGUCGAGGUUGAAGUGCAGAGCGAGACUGAGGCGGACGAGGCGAUUGAAGCUGGUGCCGAUGUUGUCAUGUUGGAUAACUUCACUGGUGAUGGUGUUAAGGUUGCUUCGCGAAGUCUCAAGGAGCGUUGGCAAGGGAAGAGACACUUCCUGUUGGAGGUUUCUGGUGGCCUUCAGGAGGACAACUUUGAAGCGUACUUGUGCAAUGAUGUUGAUAUCCUGUCGACGAGUUCGAUUCACCAGGGCGUGCCGCACAUAGACUUUUCGCUCAAGAUCGAGCACUAA